Molecule: messenger RNA, 2663 nt
Organism: Asparagus officinalis (garden asparagus)
Lineage: Eukaryota; Viridiplantae; Streptophyta; Magnoliopsida; Asparagales; Asparagaceae
Product: cation/calcium exchanger 1-like
Exons: 5
Coding region: 866-2407 (513 amino acids)
Biological process (GO): transmembrane transport; monoatomic cation transport
Cellular component (GO): membrane
Molecular function (GO): monoatomic cation transmembrane transporter activity
Source: RefSeq, a predicted model, not a curated record
CUCUGUUCCCUCUCUUUUCUUCUCUAAUAAUCGCCCUCACUCGCCUGAGCUCUACUUUUCUUCGCCGAUUCUGCUCACCCCCCGUGACUCACCGCCGACACCUCACGAGAAUAACCGCUCUCCGAGGCCUCAACCCCGUGCUUCCUGUCAUUAUCGUCCCUUCUUCCGUUGAUGGAGCAUCCGAAGAGCAAUAGCGGCGAUGCAUUUUAGAGAUGCUCACCGGAAUAGCAGUACAGCUAUAUUUUCCCAUGAUGGAGGACUUGUCAUGCUCAGAACAGUAAAGUACCAAGCUCUGGUUAAGUAAGAGGACCUGUGAUGGUGUAGACAUCCAAGGGCGUUCAUUCAGGUUAUCUGAUGUUAUUGAUAUUCGUGCAAUAGACAAGCUUCUAAUGGAGGUUUAGAAGAUUUGAGGAGUGAGCACUGAUCCUGAUCAAAUAGAGAGCACAAGAUUAGUCAUCAGGGCUCAUGAAAGAGCACUUAUGGAUGCAGUUGGAAAGGUUCCUGAUGGUGGGAGGUUGAAGUGUUAACCUUUUGCAUCUCAAUUUGGAGCUUUUGGAAGUCCGUGGAUAUCCCUUUAUGAGUCUUUGAUUACACCUUUGAAUACCGGAUGAUUCUCCCGAUUACAGGUAAAAGAAGCAAAUAUUCCAAUGAAGAGAGUAGUAGGAUUAUGCAAGAGUUUCAAAAUGGUGUUUUCCAGCUGUUUGAUAGGAUCACUAUGAGCACAUUGUGGACCAUGUAGAGAGAGCAGGAAUUAUUUUCAUCAAUCUUCAAGAUGAUUCUGAUCAAGGUUGCUGAAUGUAUUCAGUACGAGGCACAAGGGCUACUGCAGCCUUCUCUAAUUUUCUUAAACUGCAUUACAUGAUGGAUGCGGCAGUGGCCUAGUGAUGCCAAUGAUGGCUGCAGCGGCCUCCAUAAGCUUAAAAGCCAUGAAGCAAAGUGCAGUUACCUGAUUUCUAAUUCACAAUGCAGCCCUGAAGGAUACAUAGACUAUCUUCACCUCUUCUACUGCAUCUGUGGCGGAUCUCCCGUCUUUGGUUACAGCAUCCUGGUUCUCUGGCUCAUACUGCUAUUCUAUUUAUUGGGCAAUACGACUGCUUGCUAUUUUUGCUCGAAUUUGGAGGCCUUAUCGAAGCUCUUGAAGCUCUCACCUGCAAUUGCUGGAGUAACCCUUCUUUCUCUAGGCAAUGGAGCACCCGAUGUCUUCUCAAGCAUCGUCUCCUUCAUGGGAGCGGAGUCUACAAACCUUGUAGGACUCAAUUGUGUCUUAGGUGGGGCUUUCUUUGUUUCAAGUGUAGUAGUAGGAAUUAUUAGCAUUUGCACCACUCUAAGGGAAAUUACAAUUGAUAAGGCCUGCUUUAUUCGGGAUGCUUGCUUCCUUCUCUUUGUUCUUUUGAUCCUACUAGCAAUCUUAGUGUAUGGGAAGAUCAAUCUGUGGAGUGCCAUGGCCUUUUCUUCGCUAUACUUAGUUUACGUCUUCCUUGUGUCUGUGACCCAUAUCUUCAGUAAAGAGGAAGAACCGAUAUCAUAUUUCGAUUCCGACCCUAUUUUACCAACCAAGGGAGAACUGUAUGCCCCUCUCGUGAGUUACAAAGUUGAACAAAAACCGAACAAACUCUUCUGCUACUUCAGCAGAAUUCUCUGCUUUCUGGAGCUUCCUCUGUACCUACCAAGGAGAUUAACAAUACCAGACAUCAAUGAAGAGAGAUGGUCCAAGCCCUUUGCAGUCAUCUCUGUAACUCUCUCUCCCAUGCUUUUGGCAGCUCUUUGUGCCUCAAACAGGGAGGAAUUAGGCUCUAAGCAGAGUUUGCUAGUCUCUCUCUCCGGUGUCAUAAUAGGAGUUACCUUUGGAGUUACUGCAAUUGUGAAGACUGACAAAGAGAGGCCACCAACAAGGAUUCAGUUCCCAUGGCUUGCUGGUGGAUUCUUGAUGAGCGUCACUUGGACCUACAUUCUAGCUGAGGAGUUGGUCUCUCUCUUGGUCUCGUUUGGAGUUAUCUUAAGCAUUAGCCCUUCGAUUUUAGGACUCACCGUCUUAGCAUGGGGUAACUCUUUGAGUGAUCUCAUAGCAAACGUUUCAGUUGCUGUUAAUGGUGGCUCAAGUGGCGUCCAGGUUGCGAUAUCCGCGUGUUAUGGUGGGCCCAUCUUCAACACUUUGUCUGGCUUGGGAAUCUCCUUUGUGCUCUUCUCUUGGGCUGGGUACCCUAGUCCUAGGGUUAUUCCCAAGGAUACUACGCUUUUUCAGACAAUUGGGUUUCUCAUCGCCGGCUUGCUUUGGGCUCUCGUGGUUCUUCCGAGGAGGGGGAUGAAGCUUGAUAGGGUUUUGGGUGCUGGACUCAUUUGUGUCUACUUGUGUUUUUUGUCUGUGAGCAUCGGACAGUCUCUUGGGUUGACCCAGCACCCUGGUUAGGCUUGCAAAUCAUGUUGUUAAUUAGGUGUAAAGUGUAAAUGUAAAUUUGGGUGUUAAGAGUUAUUUGCAGCCAGCAGAAAUUGGGCAACGUAGUCUUGUGGGCUAUAUCAUCAUUCGGGGUUGGACACAAUUUGGCUGGUCUUAUUUGCCAACUAAGAUUUCGGUUGGUACUGAUCUCCGUGGCAGAACAUAUGAAUCUUUGUAUCUCACAUGUGGCUUUAUUUAGGAUCACAUAAUUUCCCAACUUGUUGUGCAA